UGAUUCAUCUCAUUUCUGUAUUAUACAACUUCCCUGGACCCAUCACUUUAAUCUUCCACUAACCCAUUUCCCAAUUGAAACCACACAUAUUUCACCCCUCUGGUCUCAUGUCCUUUGUCAACACAAAAAAAUAGAAACAUUUUCAGCUAAGAAAAGUAAAUAAUGACAAGAAUGGCAGUUUCUUGUUGAUUCUUGAAGGAACUUUUCUGGGAUCUUCAAUUCAUACUUGGCCACCAAUUAUGACAAUCGAUACAACAACUCCAAGUUAUUGGCUGAACUGGAGAUUCUUAAUAUGUGCAAUAUUGAUAUUAGCAGCUAUGGUGGUAUCAGUUCUUCUUAUAUGGAAGUAUGAAGGUUCUUCAAAGUCGAGAAGCCAGCGAAGAGAAAAUGGGCAAAAGAAAGCAGGAUUUUUGUACAAAGAUGAUGUUUGGAAGACAUGUUAUAAAGCAGUCCAUCCUAAUUGGCUGCUUGCUUAUAGACUAAUUGCCUUCUCCCUACUUCUGUCUUUACUCAUUGCAGAUGUAGUUCUCCACGGCGUGCACAUACUUUAUUUCUAUACCCAAUGGACAUUCACCUUGGUUACGGUCUACUUUGGGCUAGGAUCUUCACUGUCCAUCCGUGGCUGUCUCCAAUCUCGCAAGGGAGGUAGUAGUGCGACCGUUGAUGGUGUUGAUACAGAGAGAGGCACUUACACUGCUCCACUUCCUGAAAAUGCAAGCAUACUUAUUGUAUCCAAUGGCUUGAAUUCCCAUGGCGAGCCACAUGAUCCUUGGGGCCUUGCCUUGCAAAUAAUCUUCCAGAUGACUGCAGGUGCCGUUGUGCUUACAGAUUGUGUCUUUUGGCUCGUUAUCUAUCCAUUCCUUACUGACAAAAACUACAAAUUACAUUUUCUGGCUGUUUGUAUGCAUUCUGUCAAUGCUAUUUGCCUUCUAGGUGAUGCAUUUCUAAAUCGUCUAUGGUUCCCUUUCUUCCGGAUAGCAUAUUUUGUUCUUUGGACAUGCCUGUUUGUCAUUUUCCAGUGGAUCCUCCAUAUUUUUGUCUCGUUGAGGUGGCCGUAUCCCUUUCUAGAUUUGUCAUCUCAAUAUGCUCCCGUUUGGUACUUUGCUGUUGGUAUUCUCCAUCUCCCUUGCUAUGGAAUCUUUGCCAUACUGAUUAGAAUGAAGAAGUGUUGGUUAUCCAGAUUACUUCAUAGCCCGAUCGAGAUGUAGGUCAAGUUGGAGAUGGUCAAUGAGUUCAAACUCAAUUAAGCGGUCCACGAAAUUGUAUUUUUAUUUUCCGUGCACUGAAAUAAAUCAGUAGAACAUGAUAUAUGAGAUGUAAUUUUUUUAUUAUUAUUGAUUUGACUUACUAGUAA
Messenger RNA from Solanum dulcamara, 1354 nucleotides. RefSeq lists its product as uncharacterized. The record is from RefSeq and is a predicted model, not a curated record. Bases 240 to 1208 code for a protein of 322 amino acids. Lineage: Eukaryota; Viridiplantae; Streptophyta; Magnoliopsida; Solanales; Solanaceae. Gene Ontology annotation, cellular component: membrane. The transcript has 9 exons.